AGGCCGGCCGGAGCCUGUCCAAAGCGGCCGACCUGGACCAUCACUGGGUGGCCAAGGCCUGGCUGAAUGACAUCGGCCUGUCCCAGUACUCCCAGGCCUUCCAAAACCACCUGGUCGAUGGGCGGAUGCUGAACUCCCUGAUGAAGCGGGACCUGGAGAAGCACCUGAAUGUGUCCAAGAAGUUCCACCAGGUCAGCAUCCUGCUGGGGAUCGAGCUGCUGUACCAAGUGAACUUCAGCAGGGAGGCCCUCCAGGAGCGCCGGGCCCGCUGCGAGACACAGAACACAGACCCUGUCGUCUGGACCAACCAGCGGGUGCUCAAGUGGGUGCGAGACAUUGACCUGAAGGAGUAUGCGGACAACCUGACCAACAGCGGGGUCCACGGCGCCGUGCUGGUGCUGGAGCCCACGUUUACUGCCGAGGCCAUGGCCACCGCCCUGGGCAUCCCCAGCGGGAAGCACAUCCUCCGGAGACACCUGGCGGAGGAGAUGAGCGCCAUCUUCCCCCCGGCCACCUCCACGGGCACCCGGGAGGCUGAGCGCUUCGGAACGCCCCCCGGGCGGGCCCCCGGCACCCCCCGGGCGGGGAAGGAGGAGAACAGCAGUGGCAUCAGGCACAAGGCUGGCCGGCUGCCCCUGGGGAAGAUAGGGCGGGGCUUUGGCAGCAAAGAGCCCGAUUUCCAUGAUGACUACGGCUCCCUCCACAACGAAGACUGCGGGGACGAGGACCUCGAGGGCCGGCCAGAGCAGUGCCGCCUGGAGGGCUACAAUGGCCUGGAGGUCACCAACGUGUGAGGAGCCGAUGCUUGAUGCUCGGCCAGACCCAACAUGGGAGUCACCUGGAGGAAGAGGAGCCGGACACCAUCGCCCCUGUACAUAGUGCCCGCGGCUGAGGAGGCGCCUCGGUCCCGGGGAAAUCCCCGCAGACGCCACAGCUUCAGAUGGGAGCACAGGAAGCCAGGAGGCGCCCACCAGGGACAUCCCGCUCAGCGGAAGGGCACUGGCCCCAGGACCUGUCAUAUGCCAGCCCCUCCACCACCCAGGCCCCACCCCAGAGUGACUGUCAGUGCUGUCCUAGCUGCCAAGGCGGAAAGGGGCCCCGACGCCCCAUCCGGGAGGAGCAGGUGGGCUCCACGCAGACAUGUGAGCCCCACAGGCAAAGCCCAACGUUGACCCGUCAGCAGGUGACCCUCCAGCCAGCGAGGCGGCAGGAAAGGCUGCCCACGGCCCAGACGCCACAUGGCAGGAGGGCGCGGCCCAGCAUCCUCGCCCCCGUGACUGAGAGCCUGGGUCCCCUGUGGGGUUGCUGAGCCCCUCUUGGGAGCAAGCGGAACGGGGGAGUCAUUGUCUCUGCCCCGAAAGCCCCGGUCACGGGGAGUGGACGUGUGGGAGUAAUUGCUCGUCCUCCCAGGAGCAGCUCCCCGGGUGGGCGCAGGUGGAUGGUCCGUGUGGGGCGGGGCUUGGCAAUGACAGUCCCAGGAAAUGCAGCCUCCUGUCAUCGGGCCAAGGGCAGGUGAGGGCAGGCUCAGGGAUGAUGGAGGGAGGCCCGGGACAACUGUGCCCCAUGUGGCAGCGGAUCCGGGAUCGGGGCAGGGAGUGCACAUUGCUACCCCCACAAACCUUUGUCGCUGUGAUGGCUGUCGCCUGCACAGAGGGAUCCUGGCUGAGAUGAGCCCCACAGAGCCAGGCCGAUGGGAUGGCGGAGGGAGCCGCGGGCCUCUGCCUGACUCGCACUGUGUGCUGUGCGGCUUCUCCCGGCAUCUCGCCUCUCUGCGCCUCAGCAUCCUCCUUUAACGCUGCUUCCAGCCAGGGGGGUGUGAGGACUAACACUUGCUAACGUCUGUAACGCACUCUGUAGCCUCUCGGGAGGCAGGUGGGAGUCGGGGGUCUAAUCCCCCAUUUACUACACAACACGGACAUGGACCUGCCCCUCUAACUCGGUUAUUUUGGAAACAACGUGCAAAAGGAGCACAAGACAUGUGGGAUAUUUCGACCCUUUAGCACUCCUGAUAGGGCUUGAGCGGGGAGAGGGAGGGAGGGAGGGAGAGAGAGAGAGACAGAGAGAGAGAGAGAGAGACCCCAUAGGCACAGCCCUUGGAAACCAGUUCGAUUCCAGGGAUCGGCUGGGCUUCCUGGACCCCGACGCUGAGUGACGAUCUGGGAAGGACAAAACGAGCAUUCCACUGACACUCGGUUAUGGAAGCGGGUCAUCUGUUGGAACCACGAUGCCCCACUUCCGUUGAAGCCAUGUGCCCGAGAGCCCAGGAGGACAGGGUGUGAAUUCCCAACACUUGAGUCCGCCUCGAAGACCUCUCCAACCCAGGGUGGGCGACACAGACCGAGCCCCGAGGAACUGGGGGGUCCCUCCGCGAGCCAGACCGCGCGUCUCCCCCACCGUGAUACGAGCACAGCCUCCCUCCCCCGGGGCCAGGUGCCUGGUGGGUGGGCAGGGAGACGCCCCCUCUUGUCCGAUGUUUGACCUCCUCGGGACACAGUUCUGAUUCCGGGGCCUGAGGCGUGGGACCUGCCCUGGCUUCGCUGCGGGUCCAGACCCCAGUGUCUCUGUGACACUCAGCCACACGCGGGCCGGAGCUGCAGAGCCCGCAGCCGGGGCAGGAGA
Messenger RNA from Myotis davidii, 2619 nucleotides. Its product is annotated as kazrin-like. NCBI's taxonomy places the organism in Eukaryota, Metazoa, Chordata, Mammalia, Chiroptera, Vespertilionidae. Gene Ontology annotation, molecular function: protein binding. The record is from RefSeq and is a predicted model, not a curated record. The transcript is spliced from 6 exons. Bases 126 to 794 code for a protein of 222 amino acids.